UGGCAGGCGGAGGUGUGUGGUUUUGGUUGUAAAAUUGUGGCAUACUCUCUAUUAAAACCUGCUUUUCUUCUUAAUUUUUCAUUUUUUUUCAACAUCAAAGUAGGUUUCUUAUUAAUUUGGAAAGAAAAAUCCACUCAGAUAUUUUACUUUUUGGGAAUAUUUCAUUACAUGUAAAAGCAGUCUUGUUUUAUUUUCAUUUGUUCUUAGUCAAGCUUUGAUACCUUAAGUCUCUCUGUCUUUUUAGGUUUUGGUUUUUAUUCCUUUAUUGAUUUUAAAAAGGUUAUCAAUUAAACUUAACAAUCUGUUUUCUCUAAAUUUUCCGUUAGGGAUUUGGUGGCAUAUUGAGAUAUAGAGAAAUAAUAGAGUUGGAUUAAUGGCAAUGAGUAAUGGUGAUUGGCCCGUAGAUAUAUUGACUGAGAUUCUCUUGAAAUUGCCUGUCAAGUCUAUCCUUCGUUUCAAGUGUGUGGCAAAAACUUGGUGUGAUCUCUUUCAAAAUCCCAGCUUUGUUUCUCAGCAUCUUAGCAUUAGCAAAAAGAAUAAGCGUCUUCUUGUUUAUUAUCACGAUGAUAACAAUGAUAAUAUUGUUAUGCGCUUGUUUGUUUAUCAAACCCUUGUUUCUUACCAUGAUUUGCACCAACAAUUGCCCUCUCAUAUUGCUGAUCUCUAUGUUUUGACUUUUUGUGUGUAUAAUGGUUUAUUUUGUUUAUGUGAUCAUAAGAAUUCUCGCAUAACUCUAUGGAAUCCCGCCACAAGAGAGUUUAAAAUUCUACCUGAAUGUAAUCAAAACAUUCCACCAAAGGUAGAAACUUAUAUACAUAUUCUUGGAUUUGGAUUGGAUCCUUUGUCCAAUGAUUACAAGGUGAUUUAUAUGCGUGAUUAUUUGGAUUUGGAGAAGAAUAUGGCAGGACCAACUCACUAUGCUGUUUACAGGAUGAGCACUGAUUCAUGGAGAGUAUUGAACGAGGAAGAUGUUCAGUUCUUUCAAGACCUAUCUAUUUGUUACAGCUCCAAUAACGCAUGUGUAAAUGGUGUUUACUACUGGAAUGUGUUCAAGUUUGUCGAGCACGGCCCAAGCUUCAUUGACAAUAAGAUCCUUGCAUUUUAUUUGGGCACUGAAGUUUUUCAAUUGAUAGAGUCUCCUUGUCCUGAAUCACCUGGGAAGUUGCUUCCGUUACAUGAUGAUCUAAUCUCUCUAUGGUAUAUUGAGAUGACGGAUAGAGAUCUAAGAAGUAAUGAGGUUUGGGUGUUGAAUGAUGAUGGGCACUGGACCAAACUUUUGAAGAUUGAACCUCAUUUUGUAGUUCAAAGGACGUUUGGGUUUUGGAAGAAUGGUAAGGUAUUCUUAGAAUCUGUAAGUGGACAGUUAAUGCUUUAUGACCUUGAGACUGAAGAAUUGAGCGAGGAGCUGGGGAUUAAAGUAAGGGGAGGUGGGGAGGAUCUUCUUCGGGUUUACACUUAUGAGGAGAGUCUUGUUGCUAUCACAAGCAAAUGAGUUGGCUCCAAUGCCAAAGGGUUUAAGUUCUAGCCUUUCUUGCCAUCUAUCUACACCUUCUUUUGUUUAGAUUUAUGCAUUGUUUUCAAUUUUCUCAAAUUGUUGUAAGGACAUGUUUAUGUAUGGUUAGUAAAAGAGGAUGUUCUGAUUUAUAAGCCUUUGCUUUUGGAACUACAUUUGGUUCUUCUGUUACUCCAUUACAACAGAAUGGGUUUGUACGU
Durio zibethinus is the source of this 1713-nucleotide messenger RNA. Lineage: Eukaryota; Viridiplantae; Streptophyta; Magnoliopsida; Malvales; Malvaceae. The record is from RefSeq and is a predicted model, not a curated record.